Molecule: messenger RNA, 1023 nt
Organism: Eruca vesicaria subsp. sativa (arugula)
Lineage: Eukaryota; Viridiplantae; Streptophyta; Magnoliopsida; Brassicales; Brassicaceae
Source: the annotation of a GenBank genome assembly
UUGUGUCUUUUUCUUGGAAGAUCGAUCAGCAAGAAGAAGAAUCUUUUGUUUAUCAAGUAGCUGAGCAAAAUAAAAGAAAUGGAGAUAACAACAACAACAUCCCAGUUGUGUUCACGGGUUAAGUUCUCAAUCUUUUCAUCAUCAUCAUCACUCUUAUGUUUAAAAGGAAACAGUAAGAGGAACCAAACAGGAGCUGUAUCAGUCAAUUGCUUGAAAGAGAUCAAACAGUUGAGUAGCAUUAGCUUCACUUCCAAGAAGAAACACAGAAGCCAUGGAGUGGUGGUGAGAAGAUCAACAACACGCGCCUCCGUGGUGGAUGAGAAUCAACCCCCAGCUUCUACCACCAAAGGAGAACGGUGGCUUCUCCAACCAGUUGGGGAUGGAGACACAAGACACAUUGGUUACAAAGUGGAAAUGCCUGCUCCUUUCGAGAUCUCUUCUGGUCAAGUCACAGUCGGACGGCUACCGGAAAAGGCUGACGUUGUGAUUCCUGUGGCCACCGUUUCGGGAGUACAUGCGACAAUAGAUACACAAGGAGACAACCUUCUUGUGACGGAUAUGAACAGCACCAAUGGUACAUUCAUCGAAGACAAACGUCUGAUUCCUGGUGUUGCUGCUCCUGCCUUUCCUGGAACACGUAUCACCUUUGGAGAUACAAAUCUAGCAAUUUUCCGCGUUUUCAAGCUUCAAGAUAGUCAACAAGAAGAACCCACUCUGAAACCAACCACAGAGUAACCAAACCCCCAAAACUAUUUCUCCUCACUUGCACCGGUUUAUUGCAGAUAAACUUGGUUGUUUUACAACAUUAUUGAGCUAUAAGUAUAUAACUCUAUGUAAAAACAUUAUCUUAUACAUAUAAGAUUAGUUUUUAUAUAUAAGAUUAUAUCUUGUCUUAGUACCUUACAAAUCAGGUGUGAAGGAAUCAUAAGGUUUCAGGUCUGUUUUUACAGACAAUACAUUCUAAUCUCUAUAGCUUCUUCAUUUUCUUGAUGCAUUAUCCUAUCUUUCAGAAUCCCCAGAACU